Messenger RNA from Cajanus cajan (pigeon pea), 714 nucleotides. The record is from RefSeq and is a predicted model, not a curated record. NCBI's taxonomy places the organism in Eukaryota, Viridiplantae, Streptophyta, Magnoliopsida, Fabales, Fabaceae.
AUGCACAACAAGGCCUCAAGAGUUAAGAAAUUGACAGUGCAAGCUUUAUCUGUGAUCCAAAUGCCCAAUUCAUUUCCCAACUCUACUGACUCUACUUGUGUUCAUUUAAGAAAAGACUCAAAAUCCAUGGCUAGAAAUAAAAUGCAUUUUGACAGCAAAGAAAAUGUUGAAGAACAAGAAUUUAGUUUUGCAUGUAGUGAUCUCCAAGAAACACUUAUAUUUGCUGAUGAGAUCUUUGACAAUGGCAAGAUUCGACCAUCAUUUGCUACUUUCAACCAAUCCAUUGUUCUUACCACCACAUCUGAAUACAACACUUUGCCUCUUCAACCACCACUGAAGAAACUCUUUGUUGUUGAGCAACCCAAUGAUUUUUCCUUUCACUCAAAAGAUAUAUUGGAAGGAUCAUGCAAUGAGGCUUCACCAAAAGUUACAAUGGUUGAUGCGGAUGCUUUGAAUGACAAAUGCAAGAAGAGCAAAUCUUCGGGUUUUUCAAAGACAUGGAGAUUUCGGGAAAACAUUAAGCUUCGAACAAAUAGUGAUGGACAAGACGCUUUUGUUUUAUUAAGUCCUUCAGGGUCAGUACCAAUGAGCUUUCAAGAUACAAAGGAAAAAAAUAAUUUUCCAAAUAAAGGAAAGGAUGAGUGGGGGAAACUCACCCUUACAACCCAUAUUUUAGGAGAUGAUGACACUCCAAAGGACCCUUCAUCUCAUUGA